Messenger RNA from Brugia malayi, 1017 nucleotides. RefSeq lists its product as uncharacterized. Gene Ontology annotation, cellular component: cytoplasmic vesicle; clathrin adaptor complex. The transcript is spliced from 8 exons. Bases 1 to 1017 code for a protein of 338 amino acids. The record is from RefSeq and is a predicted model, not a curated record. NCBI's taxonomy places the organism in Eukaryota, Metazoa, Nematoda, Chromadorea, Rhabditida, Onchocercidae. Gene Ontology annotation, biological process: intracellular protein transport; endocytosis.
AUGGUAAUCGAGUUUUUGCAUCGUGUCAUCGCUACAUUUGUGGAAUAUUUUGAAGAAUUCACCGACAAUGCAGUGAAGGAAAAUUGUGUUAUGGUUUUCGAACUGUUAGAUGAAAUGCUUGAUAAUGGUUUCCCAUUGGCUACAGAAUUGAACGUUUUGCAAGAGCUUAUCAAACCACCUAAUUUUCUCCGAACUAUCGCUAAUCAAGUGAUGGGUCGGACGAAUGUUUCGGAAGUAUUACCAACCGGGCAACUGUCAAAUAUACCUUGGAGAAGAGCUGAUGUUAAAUAUACAAACAAUGAAGCUUACUUUGAUGUUAUUGAAGAGAUUGAUGCCAUAAUUGACCGUCAAGGAGCUACUGUGUUCUCUGAAAUACAAGGAUACAUAGAUUGUUGCUGUAAACUUUCCGGCAUGCCUGAUCUAACAAUGUCAUUAAUUAAUCCAAGAUUGUUAGAUGAUGUCUCAUUUCACCCAUGCGUGAGAUUCAAGCGAUGGGAAAAUGAGCGAGUAUUAUCAUUUGUGCCACCAGAUGGAAAUUUCCGCUUACUCUCCUAUCACAUUGGUUCUCAGAAUAUGGUUGCAAUACCAGUAUACGUGCGUCAUAAUAUAUCACUUAAGCCAAGCACUACUGGACGAAUAGAACUAACAGUUGGCCCAAAGCAAAGUAUGGGUAAAGUGUUAGAAGAUGUUAUCGUGGAAAUGGCAAUGCCGAAAGCAGUGCAAAAUUGCAUGUUAAUAUCGAGCACUGGAAAAUGCUCCUUUGAUCCUACAACGAAACUGCUGCAGUGGAAUGUUGGAAAGAUUGAACUGGGUAAACCACCGACUUUAAAAGGAACUAUCUCAGUUAGCGGUACAGCAAAUGUCGAGGCGCCACCGAUUACUGUAUAUUUCAAAAUUAAUCAGUUGGCUGUGUCUGGAUUAAAAGUAAAUCGCUUGGAUUUGUAUGGUGAAAAAUAUAAGCCGUUCAAAGGUGUUAAAUAUAUCACUAAAGCUGGAAGAUUUCAAGUUCGCACAUGA